This is a messenger RNA of Callorhinus ursinus (northern fur seal), 1863 nucleotides long. RefSeq names its product NBPF family member NBPF6-like protein. Gene Ontology annotation, biological process: positive regulation of microtubule nucleation; regulation of Golgi organization; centrosome cycle. The record is from RefSeq and is a predicted model, not a curated record. Gene Ontology annotation, cellular component: centrosome; Golgi apparatus. Lineage: Eukaryota; Metazoa; Chordata; Mammalia; Carnivora; Otariidae. Gene Ontology annotation, molecular function: molecular adaptor activity.
GCCGCACGCAGGGGCGCAGGGCUCGCACCGGCCAGAGGGGCCGCGCUGAGGGGGCCCGGCGCUGCCCCUGCCCCUGGAGGCCGGGCGCGGAAGAGGCUAGUUUGACGCGCAGAGCGCAGGGAGAGUGUCCACGGCGGCCCAGGCCCGGUCCCGAGGUUAACGGUCCCAAAGCCUGAAGCGUUAGCGGAGCGGGGCUCGCGAGUGGAGUCCUUCUCGCCGCCUGUACCGGGGGAGUCGUUUGCCGAAAGCGGGCCGCAAGGAGAAGCGUGGCUCCAGGGCCGCGGCCAACGAAAGAAGACACACGAGUUUCCGACCGAGCGGCUGUGUGGCGGGAGCAAGGCCGGCGUCCAAGAGAACAGUUAGGGCCCGAGCGUGCAGAGCCGCGGCGGAGGUCCUGGCUCUACUUCUUCUACCACCACAAGCUUCAGCAUGGCAGAAUCUCUCACCACUUUCUCUGAUCCGAGGACAGAAAUGAGCAUUCUGGAAAUCAACCAGUACUUGUGCUCCCAGCUGGAAAAAAACGAACAGAACUUCCGAGACCUCACGGAGAAAUUCCUCAUAUCCAAAGCUACUGCUUACACCCUGGCCAACCAGCUGCAGAAAUACAAGUGUGAAGAGUACAAAGGCCUCAUCGAAUCCGUGCUGGAGGAAGAAGUACAGUUUGACAGGCAGCUGGCAGAGAAGAUGACACCAGCUGCAAGGCUUGGGAAAUAUGAUCCCCUAAUUCAGGCUCAGGCGCGAGAACUGACCCACUUACGACAGAGGAUACAGGAAGGGAAAGGUGUCUGUUAUCUUUUCAUUCAGCAUACAAAGAGCACGGUCAAGUCUUUUGAAGCCCUCUUCAGGAGCACUGACAUUGCCCGCUACCAGGGACAGAGAUUCUGUGAACAACUGGCCCAAGGAAGCCAACUGGCAGAGAACCUUGCCAGCAAACUCACCACUGAAAAUCACAAUGAUAAGAAGGAUGAAGAUGGACAGGAGCCUCUGGCACCCAGGCUCAGGAGGGAGCUCCAGGAGGAAGAAGAGAAUGAAGUCUCGGAAGACUCACUAGGUGAACGGUAUUUGACUCAUUCCAGUCGCUGUGACUCUCACCAGCCUCCCAGCAGCAGUGCCUUCCCCUCUGAUGUGCAGGAAGCCAGCUCUGCUGCGGAAGUCACCGAAGAUGAGAUCCAGAGCCUGCACCAGCACCUGAAGGAAAUUAUUUUCAUCAAUGACUGCCUUCAAGAAAAGCUGGAACAUCAUCUCAGCAUUUCUGACCAAGGAAACGGAUACACGUCUAACCUCAACAGGCAGAGCUUGGAGUCUGUUGCCCAGCUGUACAAUGAAAACAGAGGUAUCAGGGGAAAAAGUCUGAGCCUUUUGGCUCACCUGAAUCGUAUUUCCAGAGGUAAGAACUAAUAGUGGAAAUAUGAAAAGUUCUUAUUUCAACAAAGCUUAGUCAUAAAUAGUUCCCCCAUUGAUGAGAAAAGCUAAGACAACAAAACAGUGAAAUUCCCAAAUCUGAAAGCAAGAAGCCUUCAUCUCUAAGAAUCAAAUUUCACAGCCACUCUAGAUUUUUACUCCAAAUGGAUAGUUUGAUUGCAGAAAUCACAGCUCUUCAGCCUGCAAAUUUGACAACUACGUAAGAGACACCAAUACCUAGAUUCACAGAUGAUCUUGAGAUGCCUGACCCUUUUCUCUCUCCACCCCCAUCCUGUGCAUAACUGGAGUCAGCAGCAGCUGGAAGAAAAUGUCAAGGACUUGGGUCAAGAAUAAGGCAGAAUAAUGUCAUGGCCGACUAUUCAUCAGCUCUUCAGCACAUGUCCAUUUCCUUGAAGGAUGAAAGUUUAGAAAUCUCAAAGAAUAAGGUUUAUUUUAUAUACA